AUGGCGACUGUGCAUGGGGUUGGAGAUAAUUUGGUGAUAUGUGCAUCUUCACAUGUUAUUGUUGCGCAGAUAUCGGCGGACGGAUUGUGCAUAGAAGGUGAGUUAGACGUGACAGAGAUAUCGAGCUCGUUACCACUGCCUCGGAAGGAAAAAUCUGAAGAAAACGAAGCAGGAGUCAGAAUCGAAGAGAAUCGACGAUGCCGACAUCCAGGUAUGAAGAUUUUAUGUUCUACGGUAUCAAGUUGUGGAUCAUUACUGUCUGUUGCUACGUCUGCGAAGACGGUGCUUAUUCUCGACUUACCUACAUUAGCUUUUCGAAGAGGGUUCCGGAUUCCAAAAGCACCAACUUCAAUGACAUUUGAUAAGGACACUUCACACGUUGUAGUGGGGGAUCGAGCUGGCCAUGUAUGUAGGUAUACCGUCGCUCCACCAAGUAAAUGCGGUUAUACGGAUAUAAAUGGAGAAACGAGUUCGUAUGAGGGCGAACCUCUUACGGGUGCAAUAUCCAUGGUUCUUGACGUUGCGAUCUCCAACGAUGGUCGGCGCUUACUUGUUGCUGAUCGCGAUGAAAAAAUCCGAGUUUCGCGAUAUCCAGAGGCCUAUAUCAUAGAGUCGUUUUGUCUCGGGCAUUCUGCUUACGUUGGUUCUAUUGUACCUCAUGGCAACCGUCUGUUCUCAAGUGGUGGAGACGGUAUCGUGCAUGAAUGGGAUGUGGAAAGUGGCUCUUCUCUCGCAGAGUCUAAAAAGAUAGACGAAGAGCCCAUACGGAGAAUUUGCGUCUGCGAGAAGGACAGCAAUCUUUGCAUAGCAGCCACAAUGGGAAGUACUAUGACUGUAUUCAAUGAUAAGCUAGAAGUUAUGAAGCGAUAUAUCACAUUCGAUUCAUUAACAGAUAUUACUCCAUUCAAAGGAAACAUAAUUGGAGUGAGCAGGUGUGUUGAAUGGACCGCACUGCGGUUUUCACUAAUGUUUCGUUCCAACUUUAUUUUCUUUUGGGGUAGGAAGAGAGCUGCUGAGUGA
This is a messenger RNA of Cooperia oncophora, 1020 nucleotides long. NCBI's taxonomy places the organism in Eukaryota, Metazoa, Nematoda, Chromadorea, Rhabditida, Trichostrongylidae. The record is from the annotation of a GenBank genome assembly.